UAAAUGUAGAGGCUGCUGCUCCAAGGCACGUUUCAGUUCAACCGUAGUGUUUGAUUUCCCAGCCACAGCAAUAUGGUGCCUCCAGGGAAAAAGCCAGCUGGGGAAACUUCCAAUUCCAAUAAAAAGUGUAAGCGCUAUUUCAAUGAGCACUGGAAGGAAGAAUUUACCUGGCUGGAGUUUGAUUAUGAGAGGAAACUCAUGUUUUGCAUAGAGUGUCGGCAGGCACUGGUGAAGAACAAGCACGGUAAAGCGGAGAACGCCUUUACCGUGGGCACGGACAACUUCCAGCGCCAUGCCCUGCUGCGGCAUGUCACCUCCGGCGCCCACCGCCAGGCACUGGCGGUGAACCGGGAGCAGCUGGCUUUCGAGACCCGUGUCCACAGCCACCCGGAGCUGCGCUCGGUCAUCAAGGUGGAGGUGAACCCGGCGAAGGUGGCCGUCCUCACCACCGUCUACUGGAUGGCGAAGGAGGAGAUCCCGGAUGAGAAGUGCUCCUCCCUGCUCGACUUCCAGAAGUUCAACCUGUGCCAGGCGCUGCUGGCCUCCGAGCACAGCGAGUACUACCACCCCAGCAGCAUCAGGGAGAUGCAGGCAGCAAUCGCCAAAGUCCUGCACAACGAGGACAGGCACAGGAUAAAAGCCUCACCGUUUGUUGGGCUGGUGGUGGAUGAGACGGUGGACGUCCUGGAGCACCGCAGCCUUGCCAUGUUCACCACCACCGUCUCCCCCUGCAACGGGCAGACCUCCGCCACCUUCCUGGGGAGCUUCGAGCUGCCCGCCGGGGAGGCCUCCACGGUGGCGGGCAAGGUGGGCGAGGUGAUGCGCUCCUUUGGCAUCCCCACCAUGAAGAUCACCUGGCUCAGCGCUGACAGCGCCUCGCUGGUGGCUGAGCGGCUGAGCGGGGUGGGGACUGCGCUGACCUCCCUCUGCCCGCUCCUCAUGGAGAUGCACUGCCUGUCCCACGGGAGUUCCCUGCUGCCGGCCGAGAGCAUCGUCAGCAUCGAAUACCUCCAGAAAUAUGAGACCACCGUGGAUGCUGUGUACAGGCUCUACUCCAGCUUCAGGGGGGAAAGCAAUGGCUUGCAGGAGCUGCGGAGCGUCCUGGACCUCUGCGAGAUAGACCUCGGGAGCCCCAAAGCCAUCCACUGGACUUCCAUUUUCCCAGCUGUGGAAGCCAUUGAUUCCUCGUGGCCCACGCUGGUGCUGCUGCUGGAGAGUGAGGCAGAGCGGUCGCCUGUGGCCCAUGGCCUCUGUGAAGAGCUCAAGAAGUUCCAGUUUGUGGCCUUCACCAAGAUCCUCCUGGAUGUCCUCCCCAUCUUCCAGAAGCUCAGCCGCUUCUUCCAGAUCGAGGACUUCGACCUCUCCAUCCUGAAGCCCAUCGUCUCUGCCACAGCCACCACCCUGCAGGCCCAGAAGAGCACCAGCGGCCAGAACCUCCAGGAGUUCCUCAACGAGAUGAACGAGCACCCGCGGGAUGACCGGGAGGGCGAGAGCUGCCUCUACUACAAGGGUGUCGAGCUGGCCAACUGCUCCAAGGUGCACCUGAAGCACUUUGAGCGUCUGAAAGAGAGCUACCUGGAGAGCGUGCGGGGCAACCUGCUGGACAGGUUCCCUAGCAGCGUCCUGGAGGCCAUCAGCUCCUUCUCAGCCAUCUUCAACCCCAAGUGCUACCCCCAGUCUUUGGAGGACAUUGGCAGCUAUGGGGUCAGUGAGCUGAAUUUCCUCCUGCAAGCUUACUCCCGGGUGGUGGUGAGCGAGAGGGCCCUGAGCGAUUUCCCCCUCUUCAAGCGGAUUGUCUUCAGCCUCAGCCAGCUCUCCUUCAAGGACCUCUGCGUCAAGCUAGUCUAUAGCAACUCUGAGAUGCACGAGCUCUUCCCGGACUUUGCCAUUCUCGCGGCCAUCGCCCUGGCCUUGCCGCUGGGCUCAGUCCUCGCUGAGAAGAUCAGCCGGGGCCGGGAGCUGCUGAAGCGUGGCCGGUCAUGCCGCGCGAAGGACGAGGGGCUCUCAGACCUCAUGAAGAUUGCCAUUGAUGGGCCAGCCAUCAGCGAGUUUGACUUUGCGUUGGCCAUUGAGUACUACGAGAGCAUGAGGGAGUCCGGCUUCAUCGUGGCACAGGUGAAGUGAGCGGUGGCCGGCGAAGGCAGAGCCCUGCGGGCAGGGAGCCGGGUCCUGCAGGCAGCCCCGAGUGCCAGCUCGACGCCGCCUUUCCUAUCACUAGUCACCGCUGGAGCCAGGGGGCCGCUGGUGGGUGGUGACCUGCUCCGUGCUGGGAAGAGGGAACGGGAUCCUUCACAAAGCCGUGCCGGUCCCACAGCCACCCCUCCCUCAUCCCUCAAACAUCCGUCUGAAUUGGCCAGAAUUUAAAAUCUUGGGGCCACCUGAAAUCCCAAAUUGCGAUGAGGUUUUUUUCAAGGGUUUGUUAUUAUUUUGUUUUAGGGAGAUGAAGGCAAAUCUUCUCUUGAGCUCAAAUGUCACAUUGCCUUUGCACAAUGAUACCCAGCAGCUUUUACUUAAUACUCUGCAAAAAUAUCUGAUUUUUGUUGUUUUGGAGCCUCGAGAAUGAAUGCAGAAAAGGCAGCGCAUCUUUCUAGCUCUGUGGCAAACCCUGAAAUGCCUGGCGGUGUCUUGUUGGUAUUCCUUGCGCACAGCACAAAAUAUUUUUAGCGGUGGCAUCAAGUCAUGAUCAUUUCAAGAGCAAGAGAUUUAGAGAAUGAUAUUGUA
Molecule: messenger RNA, 2721 nt
Organism: Pygoscelis adeliae (Adelie penguin)
Lineage: Eukaryota; Metazoa; Chordata; Aves; Sphenisciformes; Spheniscidae
Product: zinc finger protein 862
Exons: 2
Coding region: 73-2124 (683 amino acids)
Source: RefSeq, a predicted model, not a curated record